Esox lucius (northern pike) is the source of this 8211-nucleotide messenger RNA. Its product is annotated as UPF0606 protein KIAA1549. The transcript is spliced from 22 exons. The coding region runs from base 1564 to 5697 and encodes 1377 amino acids. The record is from RefSeq and is a predicted model, not a curated record. Lineage: Eukaryota; Metazoa; Chordata; Actinopteri; Esociformes; Esocidae.
CUCAGUUAUGACGAAAGAGCGAGAGAUGCGCAAAGACAACGGAAAGAAACAUUAUAGCGAUAUCCAUGAUAUCAAACUUACUAGUUGAAGCGGUAUUUAGUUAGAAAGCUGGCUAGUCUGUUUUACUUUUUUUAUGCACACGAAUACGUCUAGACAAACUGAGAACGCGGAUCUCCGUUUUGAUGAAUCCUCCCAAUUACGGAUGCCAAUAGACAUUAUGGAAGGAGGUCCACAUUGAGAGAGAUCACACAAUCAAGACCUGCAUUCUCAAGCUUGUGCUAUUUACUGGGAUGAAUCUCUUUGUAUGUGGAAAAAUGCCAUGACUUGUGCAAUGGAGGGUUUAAAGUUAUCUUUGGCGUCAGUGGGGAUUCCCAAGACUGUUCUUCGUGUACAAGGGUUUGGUGGAGUUCUUCUGGGGCUGAUGGCGUUGUGUGUGAUGGUCACAGCAGGCUCACCUGCAGCAGAAGACGGGCCUUUGUGGGAUACCAUCAUGCUCAAGGAAGAUGUACCAAGCAGGACUGAUUCAGCCUUAUUCGUUUCACACACUGACACCUCUGAGCGCUCAGAAGGCACUACAACUACAACUCUCCUUCCACCUGGUCACCUACCAGCUGAAUCUACACUUUCAGCUUCUGAAGUCUCUCAAUCAUUGACUUCUAGAGACCCAUUUCUCAUUGGUCCAGACCCUUUGUCUGCUCCGCCUUUAAGCACCUUGGAGCCUAUGACUGGCCUUAGACAACAACCUGCAGGCCCUUCCAGACUCUCAAGGGACCUGAAGGCUGCCGGGUCCAACACAACAAUGGCGUCUUCCUUUUCAAGCCUUGUCACUGUAUCACAUCAGAAACCUUCUGGACCAUGGUCUAACAUAUCCACAACACGGUUUAACUCAUACACAGCCACGAGUGGGACUACAUCAUCACAGUCAGUUGUCCCAACCCCUAAUGAAAGAGUUCCAGAUGAAGCCCCAUUAAUACCUCCCGGAAACAGUCAGGACCAAUCGGAACAGACAAUUCAUGCACUUAUGACGUUAGUUCCUCUUGGACCCGCGGACCCGCCUCAGCUACCUCGUGAAGACCUAGUAGCCGCUGAAGCCCGGUCAGACCAAGCCGGCCCAGAGUCUAGACCUGAUCCUGACCUGUCCCACAUCUCACUGCACCCAAAACCGCUUCCUGAACCCUCUAGUAGAUCCAUUGAUCUAGAUGAUCUACUCCCCACCAGUGAGCCCGCGCAGAAGGGUGACACUGCCCAAGGUAUCUAUAUGCAUCAGAUACCGCCCGCCGAGAUGCAGCUAGCUCCCAGCCAUGUGCCUUAUCUGAGCCCUCACACCACGUCCUCCUCAGCAGAACCCACCCUGGUCCCUCCUGAUGACUUCUUCCCCACCAACGCCAUGGAGGUGGACUGGGGCUCAGGAGACUACCUGGAAACCAUGUCCUAUGUCGACUCGAAUGGAGACGAGUUCUCCCUGAUCUCUAACCUGCCCACGUACAUGUACGACCUGGGAGGACUCCGUCACGGAAAGCUACGACACCUCCUUCCUUCAGGGUCGUCGUGACCUUUUCCUCGAUGCAUCUUGUAACGUCUUCUGCAAGUCUCCAAACAGCAGCCUACAGCUCCAGUGUUGGAAGUGAAGCACUCUCCACCUCCGUCCAUCCCUCUACCAGUCACCCCACACUAGCCUUGGUACCCACCCUGACACCUCAAGAGGCUUCCCCAGGAGGUUCUGACGUGGACUGGUCAGACACCUUCACCCUCGAACCGACAAAUCUCCUCUUACCGGACAUGAACAGCCUGGAGUACUACACCAUCCAACUGACCAAGGAUGACUCUGAAGAACACAGGGGCACUAACGUGACCUCCACCUCCAGGCACUUGUCCCUGAUGUCCAUCAGCGCCCCUGACAUCAUGGCCACCAGCACCUUCAAUGUGGACCCCAGCCACAUGCUCACAGCCUCUUAUGGGGCGGUCCAGCCUUCUGACAACACUACCUGGAUCGACGAGUCCUCAGCUGACACCUCUGGCUCAGAGCCUCUCAACGUGACCACAGCAGAAACAACCGAGAUUCUUUCAGUGCCAUUCCUGGAGCCUUCAAUAGCACCAACCCCCUCCAGGGACCUCUCCUCCUCCCUGUGGAGUGGAACUGGUCCUGCGUCCUCUGGCGACUGGAUGAGCCCUGUGGCCACCUCCGUAGUUGGACUGGACAGCAGCCCUGUCCUGGUGUCUGUCCAGCCCACUGCCACAUCAUCUGAGGCAGACAUCCAGUGGUACCUCUACCCGACCUCCACUGCUCUACAUAGCAGCCCUUCAGUCACUUCUGUGGUGGCCACCUCUGUCGCCUUCCAGCCACUUCCUGGUCAGACAGAAUUACCCCCACGUGUCAAUUCAAGCGCCGCAGAGCCGGCCACCAACGCCACCACCGUCCUCCCGGUGUCUGUUAUGGCCGACCAAGGCAUUGAUACCGACAAUCCCAUCACAUCACAGACCAACGGCAGCCGUAGUACAGUAAGCCCCAUAGACACCAGCUCCACCGAUUAUUCUGCUUCCACCACCAGUGCCACUACUGCUGCUGUUACCCCCAUCACCUCCAAGGCCCCUACAACCACAGCUCUGUCCACCAGCACUACCACCGCCCCCUCCAAGUUUACCACAAAGAGCCUCCCAACAACCACAGGCCGCCAGUAUAUAUGUGACAUCACCAAGCCGGUGUACUUUGUCAAAGUCGGUUUUCCCGCCGGGGCCACUGUUGGAUAUGCCAAAUCCCAAAUCCAAGAUGUCCUAAAGACAGAGUUCAAUAAGUCCAUUGAACUGCAGGUGGCUAAGAAUCCCCCAGACUUUGUGUUCCGGGCUGUGUCAGGUCCUGUGGCAUACACGUCCAUAUCGGUCAUCGAUGCUCUGCGCCAAUCUGGCCGCCACUUCCUGUCCGUCUCGCACUACUGGAAGGUACCAGACCAUCAGUACCAAGUUCUUUCAGUGCUGCAGUUUGUACCAGGUCAUAUUGACGUGCGAGUCUGCAAUUUCAGCGAGCGCAUAGAGAAGGGCCUGACCAUGGCCUACGCCGAAGUACGCCGUCGCCUGCACCUGUCGGCAAACUUCACGGUGCUCAUUGUUAACAUCACUAUGAACCAGCCGAGGAGUCAGCAGAGGGAGCCAGUGGAUGUGACUUUUGCCGUGCGUGAUGCCGAUGGCUACCUGAAGGGGUCAGAGGUCAGCAACCACCUGAGGCUGCUGAACAUGGUGGAGUUCAGCUACUACGUGGGUUUCCCCGUCCUGCAGAUUGCAGAGCCUUUCCAAUAUCCAGAGUUGAACACCACCCAGUUGCUUCGCUCUUCUUGGGUUAGAACAGUGUUGCUGGGUGUGCUGGACCAAAGGGUGGGCGAGCGGACAUUCCAGGCCGAGAUGGAGCGUCGUUUGGCCCUGCUGCUGGGAGAGGUGCUGGGAUGGGCCAGGCGGGUCAGGAGGGCUACCAGCGCGGCCAACCACAGUGUUCAGAUUGUCAGUACCACCAGGCCAGUGGGGGAGGACCAACCCCUGGAGAUGGUGUACUUUGUGGACGGUCCAGGUGGACGGCGGCUGCCUGCCGUCACCACGGCCAACAUGUUGAACCGCCUGGAUGUGCAGAGAGCAGCCAUCGUACUGGGGUACCGGGUCCAGGGCAUCCUGGCUACACCUGUGGAGAAGGUGGCGGGGUACCCUCCCCCAGACGCGGAGAACACCAGCAUGUGGAUCAUCAUCGGCGUGGUGGUGCCUCUGGCUGUGGUCAUCGUCAUCAUCUCCCUCCUCUACUGGAAGCUGUGUCGCACCGACAAGCUGGAGUUCCAGCCUGACGCCAUGACCACUGUCCAGCAGAGGCAGAAGCUCCAGGCUCCCAGUGUGAAGGGCUUUGACUUUGCCAAGUUACACCUGGGCCAGCACAGUAAGGAUGACAUCAUGGUGAUCCAGGAGCCUGGUGCCUCCGGCCCUCCCCCGUCCAACCCCGGCUUAAAGGAGGCCACUACCCCCUCAGAGAAUGGCGAGGCCCCCACACCUAAAUCAAAGGGUACCUCUGUCUCCUCCAGCAAGGUGUCCCGCAGCGCACGCAGACGAGGAAGGAUCUCCCCAUCGGAUGGGGACUCCAUGGUGAGCGCUGGGUCCAGUGAUCGUGAGGGGGAGGCAGCCACUGACAACCCGAGAGCCAUUGCCACACCCAACGACAGCAAGCAGGCCCGCAAGAUCCCCAUCAGUGUUUUAAAUGGAAAGAAUAGGAUCGGUCCUCCGCCCACGAACGGCCACGAUGAGCAGCUCUCCUCGGCCUCCAUCUUUGAGCAUGUGGACCGCAUGUCCCGCUCGGCUGAUGGCACCCGGCGCCUGCCCAAUAAGAUCCAGCUGAUCGCCAUGCAGCCGAUGGCCGUCCUGCCCCAGCGCCACAGCCCCACUAUGAACGGUAUCAACGGCAGAGGGACUGACCCGCACAUCACCUUCAACAAGGAGAUCCAGGUGGCGUUGAGGCAUAAGUCUGAGAUCGAGCACCAUCGGAAUAAGAUCCGUCUGCGGGCCAAGAGGAAGGGUCACUAUGACUUCCCCGCCAUGGAUGACCUGGUGGACAGUGGUCUGACCACUGACCCCAAAGACCAGGACCGAAUUUACCACAAGGCCCAGAUGCAGAUCGACAAGAUCCUGGACCCAGAUGUCCAAAUGCCCUCGCUGUUCAUGGAGCCUAAAAAGAACGGCCGGGGAAAACGCUCUCCGAGGCAGAAGAAGAAGCACCAGCUGAACGGCGGCCUGACAGAAGCAGACAAGGACCGCCUCAUCUCCAAUGAAAGUGAUGGGACCUACCGACGGUACCCUGGGGUUAACAACGUGGCCUAUGUGUCGGACCCUGAUCAGGCUCCGGACUCUGGGACCCCCUCCCCCAACGAUGACGUGUUCAUGGGCCCCAACUCCCCCCCUCCGGGGCACGCUCCACCCCCACCCCCCUACAUGCCCCCCCAGCCCUCCAUUGAGGAGGCCCGGCAGCAGAUGCACUCCCUGCUGGACGACGCCUUUGCCCUGGUGUCGCCCACCUCCCAGGGCAGCACGGCCGGUGUCACCCUGCCCGGGGUCAACACCAGCCCCCCGGCCCACGUUGGAGCACGUCCCUGGGGCUCGUGCUACCCGCCAAUCAGCCCUUUCUCCCCGAGGUAUGCCGAGUUAGGGCUGUCACCUCCUUCAAUCCCAAGUCUGCUACAGAGGCAGGGCCUGGGCUCCAGUUACAUUUCACCAGGUGACCCAGGACAUGGUGACCAGCUCCACCCAGACGCCCUCUACCCCUCCAGGGGUCUGUACACUGAAGACAUGCCCUCAUCUGCCAGGCCACGACCAGUAGGGGGCACCACAGGCGCCCAGCUCCAUCACCUGACCCAGGUGGGUUUGGGAACCCGGGUCAACGGGGGGUACCCAGCGGGGAGCAGGGCCCCUCCAGGUCAGACUGGGGGUUCAGGAUGGGGCCCCUACCCUGACGAUGACUUCAGACCCACCAGAGACCCUAUGUCGAAUAGGAGUGCCCGAAGGGAGCCGUCAGCCCCGCCUGCCCACCUAGACAACCACACCGCCGGGUUCAGCUACCCCAGCGAGGAGUCCUCCUCUCCCCCCAACCACUCCUCGGCCUCCCUCAUCAAGGCUAUAAGGGAGGAGCUGAUGCGCCUCUCCCAGAAACAGCAAGCCGUGCCUAGCUACCACAGCUGAACAGAACGCCCUUACCCCUACCCCUUCCACUGAGCUGUCUGCCUGCCCGUCUACCUGCCUGCUCCAACCUAGCAAUGCUUCCCGUGGAAGCUCCUUCGGACAGGAGAGAGACCAGACAGUCCUGCUGGGGUGAGAGUCUUGACUAACCUGACCCAACUGUCAGCUGAAUGAGGAGGUUGUCUCCAGCUGGAAGCCGAAGUAUGGACAGAAUCGUUUUAGGGAUGAACGGUUCUCUUCAGACUCAAAUCCUCUGGCCCCACUGACCCUGUUGGACCCCAGUCCUAUGGCGAACAUGAUACUGGACCGGGUGGCCAUGUUGUUGGAGGACAGAUGUGAAACUGCUCUCUAGCUCUGGCCAGGGCCUCUCUGCCAAAGCCCUGUCUUGACUGCUGAUCCUGAGGGUUUUUAUUGGAGGUGUUGUUGCGUGUAUUCUUCUUGAAACAGCGGUGUAAACUCUUGAGGGGGGUGGUAAUGACAAAUCUGCUUUGAUUCAGCAUUUCCCAGGACAGUGGGACCUGAAGGACAUCUGUCAUUUAGCCUGAAAGCAUUUAUACCUUUCCUUUAACUAUGACCAAUUUUUACCUUUUUCCAUACAGGUAUUGGUUUAUCUUCUAAGAGCCUCCUGCUUUUCCAUUUUCUGGUGCUACAUUCUACACUUAGUGUUUUCCACCAGGUUGUUGAGGGUUGAUAUGCACACGUUGGUAAAAAACUAGCUUGGUACCAGGGUGCUGUGUCAGUUGUUCUACAUCUUUAACCACCAUGAACCACACAAUGCCUUGUUUUGUGACAGUGAAUCAGUUCAAUGCUCUUGGUCUACUGGAGCUUGAGUUUAGAGCCACCAUACUAGACCAAAGCCUGCAGUAAUCCCACUGAAGCUGUUCACAUUCAUUAAUUAACCUCUGCAAUAGUAGUGGAACAGGGUAUAUUUAGUCGAUAAGGCAUGAGCGGGUGUAGUGUAUGGACAAUAUACCGCGGCUAACAGCAGUGCUAAGGCACGACGCAUCACAAACGCAAUAUACAAAAAAAAACAAGAAGCCUUAUUGCUCUUAUUAACCAGUUACCAAUGCAAAUUAAAGACGUGAAAAGUGAUGUGAUGUCAUACCCAUGGUAUACGGUUUGGCCAAUCAGCAUUCAGCCUUCAGUGAUAGAGCGUUGUUAGAGAUAGUUUGUAACUCACACCCAUCUACAUGAGCCUUGUUUUCAUUCAGCACAAUGUCUUUCCAUAUCCUGAUUACUGAUGAUACUACCUUAACGUUAUUGAUAUGCCAACAUGGAAACCCUACCUGUGAAUGUCUUUAGAUAUUACACUGAUGUCAUUUAUUUACGUUAAAGGACCAAAUUCGUACAAUAGUUAAGUUAAAGAUAAAAUUGCAGCAAUUCAAAUGCAGUGUUUCAGCAAAACCUAAAAUUAAAACAGCUGAUUGCUCUCUCCUAAUAGAUGGCAGUCUGUUUUAUGAAGAGGAUAGAUCCAGGCACAUGAUCAGAUCUGUAUCUAUCUGUGUCUAUUCUAUUUUAUAGUGGAUAGAUCCAGGUACAUGAUCAGAUCUGUAUCUAUCUGUGUCUAUUCUAUUUUAUAGUGGGUAGAUCCAGGCACAUGAUCAGAUCUGUAUCUAUCUGUGUCUAUUCUAUUUUAUAGUGGGUAGAUCCAGGCACAUGAUCAGAUCUGUAUCUAUCUGUGUCUAUUCUAUUUUAUAGUGGGUAGAUCCAGGCACAUGAUCAGAUCUGUAUCUAUCUGUGUCUAUUCUAUUUUAUAGUGGGUAGAUCCAGGCACAUGAUCAGAUCUGUAUCUAUCUGCAUCUAUUCUAUUUUAUAGUGGGUAGAUCCAGGCACAUGAUCAGAUCUGUAUCUAUCUGUGUCUAUUCUAUUUUAUAGUGGGUAGAUCCAGACACACAAUCUAAUCCUUUUAAUACACUGUAGGUAGACUAUUGUGUUACACCUUAGUUUUUCUUAGGGCUUAAUUCAUACUUAAGCAGAUGUGACAUAGACGUAAGUGAAAAAUCAACCCUCUCAUAGUGACUCGUCUGAAUUGGGGCCACUUUGAAUUUCCUCCUGGCUACACCACCGAAAUGUAGCUGAAAGAUUUAUAGGUCAUUUAAUGAAAGAUUCAUAGGUCAUGUCAGUGCAUUGCUGAAGGAAAUGUCGUCUUUUCCAUGCUGAGAGACACGGACAGUCAGUGUUCUUAUUUGAUUUCUUGCUUAUUACACACAGUAUUGUAAUGAGCCACUGUUGAUUUACCACAGCAUCAGACUUCCAAACUGAAAUGUAUGUACUGUUUUAAUUGUUCACAGGUUACUGUUCACAAUUAACCUGUCAAAUUCAGAUGUUUUGUGCUAUUUUGUUAUUUGUAUACUUUAAUGUCCCUGCCUCAUGUUUAAUGUUUUUCCUUGCUGUGUCUUUGAUUAAUAAUUCUUAUUUAAUUUUGUUCAGUUACAUUCUUUGUCAAAAUCCCCGCAGGUUGAUUUGCCAUGGGGGUUGAUCUUAUAUUUUAUUUAAAUUAAAUAAAAGACAAAAGUA